AUGGACCAAUCUCUUAAAGCACUUCCCAAGGCUGAGAAGAAGAAAGAGCCUGUGGAGAAAGAACCCACAUACAGCAAGAGGGGCAUCAAACCCACAUCCAUGUCCUGGGGCUUCAGGACCAGAGAGGUCCGAAUUACCAAGAUCCCAAACCACUUCCAGGCGAAGAAGACAGAGAAUAUCCUGAUCUUGGUGGCCUUCUCCAUUGGACUUGGCAGCGUGUGGCGCUUCCCAUACCUGUGCCACCAGAAUGGAGGAGGCAGCUUUCUGCUGAUGUACCUCAUCCUGCUGCUGCUGGUGGGGAUCCCCCUCUUGUACAUGGAGAUGAUCAUAGGACAGUGGCUACGGAUGGACAACAUCCGGGCCUGGAGGCAGCUGGCCCCCUGGCUAAGCGGUUUGGGCUACUCCAGCACACUGGCUUGUGUGCUGGUGAGCCUGUACAACAGCGCUCUGAUCUCCUGGAACCUCUUGUACCUGGGCCAGUCCUUUGAUUACCCUCCACCCUGGGAACAAUGCCAAAUGCAUUCCCAUGACCAUGGGAACAUCAGUUUGACUAAGAUCCAGUGCCUUCGGACAGUGCCCUACCAGUAUUUCUGGUAUCACACAACCCUUGAUGCCUCCAGCCAGGUGGAAGACGGGAUUGAGAUGCUGGUCCUGAACAUCACCCUGUGUCUCUUUGCCACCUGGGUCUUCCUCUAUAUCAUCCUGAUCAUUAGGAUAAAGAUCUCAGUGCUCAUGCUGAUUUUCUCCAUAUUCUUCCCCUACGUCCUCCUCCUCUGCUUCCUCAUCCGCAGCCUCUUCCUGCAAGGAGCGAUGGCUGGCCUCAGGCGCCUGGUGACCACAGAGCUCUCUAUCUUGUCAUCGCUGGACACAUGGCGUCAGGCUGGAGGUCAUGUGCUCUACUCCCUCGGCCUUGGUAUGGGCACCAUCAUCACUUUCUCUUCCUACCAGACCAGAGGUGACAACUACAUCAAGUUGGCCUCCUUUAUGGCCAUGGUCAACCUGGUAACGUCGUUGCUGAGCACAGCCAUCAUCUUUCUGGUGCUGGGCUUCUGGUCCACGACCAGCGGGCCCCGCUGUGUUGAGAAGAGUGUCUCCAAUCUGGUCGGUCUGAUAGCCAGAGGUGUGCUGUCCCACUCUGCCUGGCCUCCCCAAGACAUCGUUCAUAAACCUCCACGAGAAUACCUGGACUGGAUCAGCCAGCUCCCCAGUGAACUCCAGAAGGAGGUGGUCCGUUUCUCCCUACCCUGCAGCAUCUUGGUACAGAAGGAAAAGUUCAUGGAGGGCCCUGGCCUGGCAUACGUGGCCUUCUCUCAAGUCAUCUCACUGUUUCCUGGUUCCUCUUUCUGGGCCAUCAUCUUUUUCAUUGCUCUGGUCAUCAUGGGUCUGGCCACACUGACAACGCUCCUGGAGAGUAUUGUGCUUCCUCUGCAGACCAACAUCCCUACCUUCGCCAAGUAUCCCAAGCUGAUACCAGUGACUGUCUGCUUGGGAGGACUUCUGGGCAGCCUUGUCUUCUCCAGUCGUUCCGGCAGCUACGUGGUGUUCCUGUUCGACGACCACCUUGUCCCCAUGGUCCUCGUCAUCAUUGUGGUCCUCCAGAACCUUUCUCUGGCUUUUGUCUACGGAAUCAGGAGGUUCAGGGCUGAUAUGUUCAACCAGCUGGGCCGCCUGGUGUGGGCACCCUUCACCUUCUUGUGGACUUACGUGACCCUGCCCGCUCUGCUGGUGCUGCUCACCAUCUACUUCCUGAAUCUCUACCACAGGGAAAGCCUCUACUACAUCUCCUGGAAUGACAGUAUGGGCCAGGAAGAGAAGCGGCCUUACCAGAAGACAGUCCUGGGCUGGGUCACCUUCCUCAGCGUCCUGGCUCUGCUGCCCAUCCCUGUGAACCCGCUGCAGCACUGGUGGUACCUGGACGACCAGGACGUCUGUGAGGUCUUUAAAAAGCGUUCAUCCUUCAGAAGGACAGAAAUGGGAUCCAACAAGGUCAGCCAGUGGCCUGCAUACCCGCUAAGAAGACUCACCAUCAGAAGCCCAGACAAGGGUGGCCAGGUUCCACUCCCAGGCAAGAAUCCCACAGAGGUCUUCCACCUUCAACCCCCAAACCUGUUGACAAAAAGGGACAGUGAAAGUUACUCCGUCUCUGGGGAUGCACACCAAGCCAGUACCUGCCCCACAGAAAGCAGAAGACAGGUAUGUGGAAACCCAGCCGGAACUUCGGUGAGAGCCCUCACUGGGCUCAGCUGGACACGCCAACUCAGAAGCCCAUCUUCCAGCAGUCCCGACGCUGUGGCCAGGGUAGGCCCAGGGCCCCCUGACUCUCUGAGAUAUGGAUACAACUUUGGUGUGUCCAGGUCAGAUACAGUGCUCUCUCUAGCCCUGCCUAGCCCUUUUGCCUGUCAACUGUGUGGCCGACCUCCCAGGGACGAUGAUCUCAGAUGCUGCCAAGACAGCAUUUGUGGUCAGUUAAUAAAUGAGGUGGUGGACUACAUACCUGCUGUGUUCACAGUGUUCUCUCUCACACACUUCACACAUACCCGCUGUGUUCACAGUGUUCUCUCUCACACACUUCACACAUACCCGCUGUGUUCACAGUGUUCUCUCUCACACACUUCACACAUACCCGCUGUGGGCACAGUGCUCUCUCUCACACACACUUCACACAGUAGCUUGGGGACUUGGGACCCUUCAGCUGUGUGGACACAAGUUCUAAGCAGCCCACCCAUGAGGAAACUGCAGGAGGCACUUCCUCCCAGUGCUAACCCCAUAUCGACCACCAUGCUGACCCCAGGACUGAGUCUACCCCAUGGUCCACGUCACUGCUCCACCAAAAAGAUGAGGCACUCGAACCACACCUGA
Arvicola amphibius (Eurasian water vole) is the source of this 2859-nucleotide messenger RNA. Its product is annotated as sodium-dependent neutral amino acid transporter B(0)AT2-like. The coding region runs from base 1 to 2859 and encodes 952 amino acids. Gene Ontology annotation, cellular component: membrane. NCBI's taxonomy places the organism in Eukaryota, Metazoa, Chordata, Mammalia, Rodentia, Cricetidae. The record is from RefSeq and is a predicted model, not a curated record. Gene Ontology annotation, biological process: sodium ion transmembrane transport. The transcript has 12 exons.